Molecule: messenger RNA, 1306 nt
Organism: Thermothelomyces thermophilus ATCC 42464
Lineage: Eukaryota; Fungi; Ascomycota; Sordariomycetes; Sordariales; Chaetomiaceae
Exons: 4
Coding region: 198-1196 (332 amino acids)
Biological process (GO): DNA repair
Cellular component (GO): nucleus
Source: RefSeq, a predicted model, not a curated record
AGGAAAGUCGGCUUGGGAAACUAUGUACAUACACAUACGGAAUGAAAGACAUGCAGCAACACGAGCAAGCCCCUCUCUCUCAAUUUGGUUAAUUGAUUCUUUCUUUACAAAACCGGUACAAGGUAUCAACUACUACACCAAUACAAAAAGAAUAUUUUUUUGCUCACGGCCACCUUUGUUCCACCCCACUCCAGAGGAUGUCAGCGCAACAACGGCGACGGCGGCUGCAGGACGAUGAGGACGAAGAUAUGCAGCACAGCCCUCCGCCCAGCCCCGGCGACGUCGACGAGGACGGCGAUGAGCGCGUGGGAGAGGCCGGACAAAGAGAUGAGACCAGCCAGCUGAUCAAGAACCUCGUGCGCUACGCCCUUGCCUGCGAGUACUCGCGGGCCCCGAUUCGGCGGGAAGGCAUCAGAGAAAAGGUCCUGGGCUCCAACGGACGAGAGUUUAAGAGGGUGUUUGCGGGCGCGCAGAAGCAACUGCGGGCGACAUUUGGCAUGGAGAUGGUCGAGCUGCCGACUAAGGACAGGAACCUCAUGACAACGGAGCAGAAGAGAAAGGCCGCGAAAACCCAGAGCCAGAAAGAGGCGAGCUCAAAUGCAUAUGUCCUCACCUCGAUUCUGCCGGAAGAGUACACCACACCAGCUAUCAUAGCCCCAUCAAAGGUGGAGUCCGCCGACGGCGAAGCCUCGUACAUUGCAUUAUAUACUACCAUCAUCGCCAUCAUCACCCUGAGCGGUGGAGAGCUCAGCGACCCCCGUCUGCGCCGACACCUGUCGCGACUCAACGCCGCCGAGAACAUGCCUAGCAUGAACCCACACGACGAGAUAGCCCCGAGCGAGAAGACGGAAGCCGUCCUCCAGCGGAUGGUCAAACAAGGGUACCUGGUGCGGGUGACAGAGUCCCGGUCCGCGGGCGACGACGACGCGACUACCUGGCACGUCGGCCCGCGCGGCAAGGUCGAGGUUGACAAGGAGGCGAUCGCGGCGUUUGUGCGGACCGUCUACGGCGGCUCCAGCGAUGAGCUCGAGGCCAAGCUGCAGGCCAGCCUGAAGAUCAGGGAUCGCAAGCCCGGGGUGCCCGGGGCGGUCGAGGAAGAAGCCGCAGACAGGCCGGCGGACGGUGACCCGGGACCGAGCACCCGGCGGGGGACCAGAAGACGGGAGACCGAGGCCGAGGAUGAAGAGAGCGAAUGACUUCGUUGCAUAUCGGUCUGUCUGUCUGGCUGAUGUCGGAGUCAGGGUAUCAUUGUUGCAUUACGGGAAGAAAAGCGAGGCCCCCAGCGUUUGCAAACAUUCUCCCGCAA